Messenger RNA from Pyrus x bretschneideri (Chinese white pear), 1354 nucleotides. RefSeq lists its product as uncharacterized. The transcript is spliced from 11 exons. The record is from RefSeq and is a predicted model, not a curated record. Bases 137 to 973 code for a protein of 278 amino acids. Lineage: Eukaryota; Viridiplantae; Streptophyta; Magnoliopsida; Rosales; Rosaceae.
UGGUUGAAGGUAAUUCCACGAGGAAUGUCGGUUUUUGUCGUAAGUGAAGACUGAUGUUUUCAUGCUUCAGAGCACCAAGAAUCUCAGCGCCAUUGAUGAGAUUGUAAGCGAGUUUCUGUGAGCUCGGUGGCCAGCAAUGGAAGUCCGACUCGGUUUUCUGAUAUCGGUUACGGUCAUCUUAACGAUUAUGGACCGAUUUAACUCGGUCUCCGCUAGCUGCCAUUUCAGUGUCGUCGACGAUGACAAGCUCUAUAACUACACUUUGGACUCUCCCAUCCCUUUCUUCCCUCACGGCGUCCAAAGCGAAGAUGGGUUCUACAAGGUGGCAGCAAAUGAGACUGUGCUCUGGUUUCAGCUUUGCGAUGGAAUGAUUUUCAAUCACGACCCACCUAGAUGUGUUGAUUGCUGGGAUUGUGUGGGGGCAUCAUGCUGUGAUAUGGGUUCUAGUGCGCUUGUGUCAAAUAACAUAGGAGGUUACGAUGUGUGCACUACUAUUGGGCGUGCCUCAAGCAUGGACAUGAACAUAAUUGACAGGAAGAAUCCCAACACUGGUGUCAUUGUUAAGAUGUCAAGUAGUGGCCUGAAGUUCAACUGUUCCCUCUCUGUGUCUGUAAUUUGUGAUCCAAAUAGAGUUCAGGGGCCACAUUUACUAGAGAAAACUGGGAAAUGCGACUAUGCUACAGUAUUAACGCAUCCAUCUGGCUGUGCCAAGAUUGAACAUGUGCAUGGAAAAGCGUGGGGCUGGUUUGGUACCUUAGGAAUCAUAAUCUUAUGCCUUUUUGGAGCUUAUCUGCUGGUUGGGGCAGCUUAUCGGUAUAUAAAACUUGGAGUUCGUGGAAUACACAUUAUGCCAAACUUGGACUUUUGGACCAGCUUACCUCAAAGUACCCAGAGUCUGUUUGCAUCCUUACUGCACAAAUUUAGGGGAUCUUCUCAUGGUCAUCGAAGCACCUAUUCUCCUGUCGACUUUUGAGCAUAGAGAUAUUUGUUUUAGGUUAAGCUGGUGACUUCAUUUUGUAUCAUCUGUACUCUGCCAUCAACGUUUGGAAAACAAGAGAAAAUAGGUCAGCAUGCAGCAACAGCCUAGUGAAAGCUAGCACUUAAGCUCGGCAUGCACCAUCAUAAAAAGGGUGCCUUCUCCGUCUCACCUAUGCUUUCCAUGUUCUUUUUUUUUUUCAGUCACGAGUCAUAUUUUAGUUGUAAUGUAAAGAAAUCCUCCUUACCAAGUCCUCGUUUACUUGUUAUUUUCUUCGUACAUUGCUCAGCUGCUGUUCAGGCAAUUUUGGAUGAAUGUUUCCACAUGGAUUUUAAUAUUUCUCCGGAUAAAAUGAAAAGUGAACACAUUGGAUGUUGA